AUGGCCAACAAAGCUCUCGUCUUCAAGAAGAUCCCCCAGGGAUACCCCGUCCCCGGUCAGGAUCUCACCGUUGAGGCCGCCACCUACGAUUCCAGCGUUGCCGCUCCGGACAAUGGCGUCGUCCUGCAGUCUCUGUACACCAGCUACGACCCGUACAUGCGUGGUCGCAUGCGCCCUGCCGAGGUCAAGUCCUACGCCCCCGCCUUCGAGAUCAACAAGCCCAUCGAGAGUGCCAGCAUUGCCAAGGUGAUCCGCUCCAACAACGCCAACUACAAGGAGGGCGACCUUGUCAUCGGCCACGUCGCUAUCCAGGAGUACAUCGCUCUGGACAACGCCAACCUUGCCCGCAUCCGCAAGCUGGAUAACCCCCUCGGCAUUGAGGAUAUCCGUGUCUUCCUGGGUGCCCUGGGCAUGCCAGGUCUGACUGCGUACUCCUCUCUGUACGAGAUCGGUAAGCCCAAGAAGGGCGAGACCAUCUUCGUCUCCGCCGCUAGUGGUGCCGUCGGUCAGAUUGUCGGUCAGCUCGCCAAGCACGAGGGUCUGCGUGUGAUUGGAUCCGUCGGCUCGGAUGACAAGCUCGAGUUCAUCACCAAGGAGCUUGGCUUCGACGGUGGCUUCAACUACAAGAACGAAAAGCCCGCCGAUGCCCUGGCGCGUCUUGCCCCCGAGGGUCUGGACAUCUACUACGAGAACGUCGGUGGUGAGCACCUCGAGGCUGCUCUCGAUGCCAUGAAGAACUUCGGUCGUGUUGUCGUCUGCGGUCUGAUUUCGCAGUACAACUCUGCCCCAUACCCCAUCAAGAACAUCCACCAGGUUCUCGUGAAGCGCAUCACCAUGCGCGGCUUCAUUGUCGGUGACCCCGGUAUGGGCGACGUCUACACCAAGGAGCACCAGGAGCGUGUGCAGAAGUGGAUCAAGGAGGGCUCUUUCAAGGUCCUGAUCCACGAGACUGUCGGCAUGGACAACGCUGCCGAGGGUCUGGUCGGCAUCUUCUACGGCAAGAACAAGGGCAAGGCUGUGCUCAAGUUCUAG
Molecule: messenger RNA, 1032 nt
Organism: Penicillium argentinense
Lineage: Eukaryota; Fungi; Ascomycota; Eurotiomycetes; Eurotiales; Aspergillaceae
Product: MDR family NADP-dependent oxidoreductase
Exons: 1
Coding region: 1-1032 (343 amino acids)
Molecular function (GO): oxidoreductase activity, acting on the CH-CH group of donors, NAD or NADP as acceptor
Source: RefSeq, a predicted model, not a curated record